AACAUGGCGACUCUUGUGGAAGAAGUCUGUCCUUCAGUGGAAGCCCUUACUCGAAGGGAAGAUGCCGCCUCUUUUCCCUGUCCUACAGAGGGAUGUUCCAGAGAGUUUCAGAAUCGUCCAUGCCUUAGGAUGCACCUGAUCAAGACUCAUGGCAUCGCGCCGAAUGGCAAAGAAAAGAAGCUUUUUACUCGUGGUCAGGGAAAGAGUCAAGUUGAAAAGCAUUUUUACUGUCCGGUUCAACAUUGUGUGCGAGGACAAGGUACUAAGAGACCUUUCCCUCGAAUGUCUCAGCUGAAACAGCAUUACAUGACAGUACAUGCAGAGAAAACAAAUGUUUGCAGUAAAUGUGGUAAGGGCUUUGGUUUGCCUGAGGCUUGUAAACGGCAUGAAGUCAAGUGUGGGCAGUUGUUUACUUGUUCAUGUGGGUGCCCUUACACCACAAUGGAAGCACUUCUCACCCAUGCACGGCGUCAGAUGCACAAAGUUCCGGAAGAAUACAAAACUAAGGCAGCAAGUGCAAAAUCUUCAGCGCCUGCACCAGCAUUUGCUGUACUUGUUGUUAAACCUGCAACCUCAAUACCAUGUGUAAGAAUCGACUCUGGAAAGAAACAUGGUCCUGGAAAUCAGACAGCAAAACUUCAGCCAAUCCUUCCCAAACCUGGCCCAGUCACAAACUUAGAAACUGGUAGAGGCUCUUGCAGUUCUUCAAGGAAAAGAGCAGUCAACAAGUCUGUGCAAACACAGCCUCCUUAUGAUGUGCACAGUAUGUGUACUCAAACACCCAGCCGCCCAGUGAAUAUGGAUCAGGGAUGUGAUUCAUACACACAAACUCCUCCACCAAUUGCAAGCCAACAGUUUCAGUUCAACAAUGUGGAUGGGAACCUUGGUAUUGGUUUCAACAACCAAUCUUCAGUUGGGACUCAAGUUGCAAUGUUGACAAACCACUGCGACUUUGGUGUUGGCACUGAUGAGAGUUUCUUGGCACAAUUAGGCUUGGGUGGCAGUAGAAGUAGUCAACCGUUUGGGUUUGCAGAAAGAAUUCCACAAGAUUCCCAGGUUCAACCUCUUCCUCCCUUUAGUUCUUUUGUUACAGGGCAACAAAGACCAGGGUUUGUUUCCACGAAUGAAAACUCAAUGCAGACUCUUACCAUUGACCCACUGUGUUUGAAUAUCCAAACACAGACAAAUAUUACAAGCUCAGACUUUGGUCUUUGUGACCUCCGACCAUUAACUAGCUCACAAACUCAGACUAGUGGCUUGGAGCAAGUUCCUUUAGAGGAUAAUGAAACACAGACAUUAAUUUCCCUGCUGGGUAUUGAUGCAAAUAGCUCUAUUGAUUCUGGCACACAAACUCAAAACCUUCUCAAUGAUUUAUUUGACUCUCAAGACAUUGAGCUGACAGAAUCGCAGACUCAAACAUGGUUUAAUGACUACUCCACAGUCACUUCACCAGCUCUUGAAAACAGUGGACAAGAGUUUGUGUACAAAACACUUGAAGACUUGGUAGACAUACACACUCAAACAUCCAUAGUAAUGUCUGACUUUACUGAGCUGGCUGAUGACACUGUUCUAGCAAAUUCACAAACUCAAACCCUGCAGAGUGACUUGGGUUGUUCAAGUCUGUUGUCAUCCAGUGUCCAGACAGAUUCACGCUGCUCACACGCAUCACGAACGUUUGAACAGUUUGGCAGUGGUUCAGUCACCUCCACAGGUUGUCAAACACAAACCUGUUCAAGUGUUGUUGAUCACAACUGUCCUACAUCCAGUGUUGAAACUCAGACAUAGUGGUUUGUAGCAUUCCUAAAAAAUACAAUAAACAUUGCAAAAUAAAAUAGAUGUAACUCUAUGGGUUGCAUUAUUAUUUUAUCUUUCAACUCCCAAUAUCUGAUUGUUAAUUUUCUACUCUUGCUGCUACACAAUUAGUUACGAGAAAUUUGUCUGAAUUCCAGCCAAGUGGCCCAUCAAGCUGGAGCUUAUCCCAGUUUAUAAUGCUUGAAGUGAUUAGGAGUACUAACUCUCCCCCCUGAAUGGGAUGUCAGUCUAUUACAACCAUCACAAGGCUACCUCCCUCCCCCCUCCCCCCUCCCCCCAACAUUCCAUCAGACUUCCUCAACAAUUUGCCAAUACACAUUUAGACUCCUGAGUUGAGAGGGGCACUGUUAAAGUAAAGUGAUUUGCCCAGGAAUACAACACAACAACCCAGCCAGGCCUGAAACCCAGACCUCUUGAUUCAGAGUCCAGUACCAACCAUUGGGCAGCUACAUCCCCACCCUAGGAUGAGGAGCAACCACUCAAACCAUGUUAUAAUGGAGUUGGUUAUCAAACUCUGGAAAUGCCAUUGGGAGGCAAGUACUCUUACUGGGACAUUCCAACUCCCUGAUGAAGAAUUGUAUGAUUGAAAGUUCUGCUUUCUUCUCCCCCCCCCCCUCACCCUGCCCCUUCUACAUUUGUCACCAUUUACUUUCAAUUUUUGCCACAAAAAAAGACUUUACUGAGCUGAUCAAGAAACAAUAAAUUCAAACAUUUACUGAUUAAAGUUGAUGUUGUUUUUAUUCAAUAAAUAGAGAACUAUGCAUUUGUCAUUAUAUUACAAAUGAAGUGAUUGAGCUGAAUGUGUACACUGAAAAAUUUCCUGAU
This is a messenger RNA of Pocillopora verrucosa, 2637 nucleotides long. Its product is annotated as ATM interactor. The record is from RefSeq and is a predicted model, not a curated record. Gene Ontology annotation, cellular component: nucleus. NCBI's taxonomy places the organism in Eukaryota, Metazoa, Cnidaria, Anthozoa, Scleractinia, Pocilloporidae. Gene Ontology annotation, molecular function: transcription cis-regulatory region binding; DNA-binding transcription factor activity, RNA polymerase II-specific. Gene Ontology annotation, biological process: regulation of transcription by RNA polymerase II.